GGGGGAAGCAGCGGCAUCGGCGCGGCCACGGCGCUGGAGCUCGCCCGGUGCGGGGCCCGCGUUAUCCUGGCGACCCGCAGCGCCCGGCGGGGAGAGGCCGCCGCCAGCCGCAUCCGCAGGGAGACAGGGAACAACGAGGUGCAGUUCAUGCACCUGGACCUGGCCAGCCUGCGCUCAGUGAGAGCCUUUGCCAGCACCUUCCUGCGCCAGGAGCCCAAGCUGCACAUCCUCAUCAACAACGCGGGGGUGAGCGCUGGGGGCACGACAGAGGAUGGCUUCAGCCUGCCCUUCCAGGUGAACCACCUGGGCCAUUUCCUGCUGACCCAGCUGCUGCUGGAGCGGCUGCGGAGCUGCGCUCCCAGCCGGGUGGUCAUCGUGGCCUCCAGUGCCCACUGUGCCGGCCGCCUGCGCCCCGAGUCCCUGGGCCGGCCGCCCUCGGGGCUGUUUUCCACCUUCCAGGACUACUGUGACAGCAAACUGGCCAACGUGCUGCACGCCCGCGAGCUGGCCACGCGCGAGCAGGGCACGCAGGUCACCUGCUACGCCGUGCACCCAGGUAGGACCCAGCUCACCCCUGGUGCCUGUCUGUGA
This is a messenger RNA of Ficedula albicollis (Collared flycatcher), 591 nucleotides long. Its product is annotated as dehydrogenase/reductase SDR family member 13. Lineage: Eukaryota; Metazoa; Chordata; Aves; Passeriformes; Muscicapidae. The record is from RefSeq and is a predicted model, not a curated record. The transcript is spliced from 3 exons. The annotation marks the transcript as partial.